GCUCGGACAGUACAUCGGCGGCGGGGCAUUCGGCUCCGUCUACGUGGGCAUCAACCUGGAUACCAGCGAGCUAAUGGCGGUCAAGGAGAUCCGGUUCCCGGCACAGCCGACCAAGCUAUCAGGCGAGGGCAGCAAGAUUGUGCGGGAAAUGCAAGUUAUGUCGAUGCUGCAGCACCCAAACAUUGUCACCUACUACGGUAUUGAGGUGCACCGGGAAAAGGUCUAUUUGUUCAUGGAGCUGUGUACCCGCGGCAGCCUGGCCAAGCUGAUCCAAGAGCAAGGGCGGGUUGACGAGGUCACCGCGAGGCUCUUUGUUGUGCAGAUGCUGCGCGGUUUGCGCUACCUCCACGCGUCGGGCAUCUGCCACCGUGACAUCAAAUGCGACAACACUCUCCUGGAUGACUCGAUGACCAUCAAGUUGGUGGACUUUGGAGCCGCCAAGGUGCUCAACCGCCAGUCGUUGGCCAUGCGCACGCGGCGUGGCCGUGACGGUGCUACAUUGACCGGCACGCCAAUGUACAUGGCGCCGGAGGUCAUCACCGGUCCGGCCGCCGAACGCCCGGAGCCCGGCGCCCUAGGUGCUCAGGACAUUUGGUCAUUGGGCUGCUGUAUAGUCGAAAUGCUGACGGGCUCUGCACCCUGGGCCCACCUCGACAACGAAUGGGCCAUAAUGUACCAUGUGGUGGCCGAUAGUCCACCGUUACCUGACGCCAGCCUUGUGGGCAGCGAUGGCUUGGAUUUCCUGCAAAAGUGCUUCACCCGGGCACCCAGCAAGCGGCCAACCGCCGAGGAGCUGCUGAAACACAAGUGGGUGUGGCGAGGCGCUGGUGCAGCUGGAGCAAGCUGA
Molecule: messenger RNA, 847 nt
Organism: Linderina pennispora
Lineage: Eukaryota; Fungi; Kickxellomycota; Kickxellomycetes; Kickxellales; Kickxellaceae
Product: kinase-like protein
Exons: 1
Biological process (GO): protein phosphorylation
Molecular function (GO): protein kinase activity; ATP binding
Source: RefSeq, a predicted model, not a curated record